Molecule: messenger RNA, 1392 nt
Organism: Penicillium bovifimosum
Lineage: Eukaryota; Fungi; Ascomycota; Eurotiomycetes; Eurotiales; Aspergillaceae
Product: transmembrane amino acid transporter
Exons: 5
Coding region: 1-1392 (463 amino acids)
Biological process (GO): amino acid transmembrane transport
Cellular component (GO): vacuolar membrane
Molecular function (GO): amino acid transmembrane transporter activity
Source: RefSeq, a predicted model, not a curated record
AUGUCUGACAAUAUAAAGUCCAAGGACCUGGAGUAUCUCGAUCGCUCCCCUUCAAAACCCUCCUCCUACCGCAACGUCCAGACUGAUGCCGUUUUUGGAGAGAUUACCGAGGACGGCCCCAACUAUCGUGGACUAGGAUGGUUCGCUACUUCGAUUCUCAUGACCAAGACAAUGAUUGGAUUGGGCGUUCUGUCCAUUCCUGCAGCAUUCGAUGUCUUGGGUCUCAUUCCUGGAACAAUCUGUCUCUUGGCCAUUGCCACGAUGAAUAUCUGGUCCAUGUUCGUGGUUGGAACGUUCAAGCUAAAUCACCCGGAGGUUUAUGCUAUAGAUGACGUCGGCUACAUGUUGUUUGGCGUCCCCGGACGAGUGGUUUUCGGGGCGAUAUUCUGCACCUAUUGGAUUUUUGUCUCUGGAUCUGGAAUGCUCAGUGUCUCAAUAGCCUUGAAUGCAGUCUCAACUCACGCCACCUGUACUGCGACUUUUGUGGCCAUUGCCGCCAUCGUCACCUUUUGUCUGACCAGUAUCCGCACCCUGGGUCGCAUGAGUUGGAUUGCUUGGGUUGGUCUGUUCAGUACCAUGGGCGCUAUCCUCACCCUGACUGUUGCUGUCGGCGUCCAGGACAGACCCGCAAGUGCACCGCAGGUGGGCCCUUGGAAGCCAGACUAUGAAUUGUUCAAAAAGCCAUCUUUCCAGGAGGCUAUUACAGCAAUCUCCACUAUGAUAUUCGCAUACGCAGGCGCCAGCGCGUUCUUCGCUAUCGUGGCCGAGAUGCGUGACCCGAAGUACUAUGCUAGAUCACUCACCAUAUGCCAAAGUCUCGUGACUGCAACUUACUUGAGCAUUGCCGUUGUCGUAUAUUGCUUCUGUGGAUCUUACGUAGCAUCACCUGCUCUUGGGUCUGCGGGCGUUCUCAUGAAGAAGGUGUGCUAUGGGAUUGCUAUUCCUGGCCUCCUUGCAUCAACAAUCAUUCUGUCUCAUUUAUCGAGCAAAUAUCUAUUCAUUCGCUUACUUCAUGGUACUGAGCAUCUGACUGCGAACACUGCCCGCCAUUGGAUAACCUGGUUCGGCUGCACAUUUGGUGCCACUAUCACCGCAUAUAUUAUUGCCAGUGCCAUUCCUGUGUUCAACAGCCUGGUAUCACUUAUUGGUGCACUGCUAGGCACACUCAUGUCAUUCCAGCCCAUGGGUUGUAUGUGGCUCUAUGAUAACUGGAAAGGAGAGCGAACACGCACUUGGUACUUGAUGGUAACCUGGAGUAUCUUCAUGAUUAUUAUAGGAACCUUUUUCAUGGUAGCCGGCACCUAUGGAUCAGUGGUUGAAAUCAUCAAUGGUUACAAAGAGUCUGGAGGUUCAGCUGCCUGGUCAUGCGCUGACAAUUCCAACUCUGUAUAG